Oncorhynchus mykiss (rainbow trout) is the source of this 3100-nucleotide messenger RNA. Its product is annotated as gamma-2-syntrophin-like. Gene Ontology annotation, molecular function: protein binding; structural molecule activity. Gene Ontology annotation, cellular component: dystrophin-associated glycoprotein complex; intracellular anatomical structure. NCBI's taxonomy places the organism in Eukaryota, Metazoa, Chordata, Actinopteri, Salmoniformes, Salmonidae. The record is from RefSeq and is a predicted model, not a curated record.
GUAUUUUUUUUCUAUCUAUCUCAACAGACAAAAUCUGGAAUUGCCCUGCUGUAUAACAAGGAGACCAGUAAUACUUAUGAUGUCCAUCUGAAGCUGACCAAAGAGGUGUUGACCAUACAGAAGCUGGAUGUGGUUUGCACGAGAGGGGGUGACCCACAAUUAAAUCACAGAACUGUCGUACUCCGAAGACAGGCAGCUCGAGGUCUGGGUAUCAGCAUCAAAGGCGGUGCUGAGCAUAAAGUGCCUGUGGUCAUUUCAAAGAUAUUUAAAGAUCAAGCAGCAGAUCAAACUGGGAAGCUGUUCGUCGGGGACGCUAUGUUACAGAUCAAUGGCAUUAAUGUCGAACAUUGUAGUCAUGAAGAAGCUGUUCAUCUCCUGCGGACUGCCGGGGAGGAAGUCACCAUCACUGUGCGGUACCUCAGGGAAGUUCCAUCUUUUCUAAAGCUCCCAUUGGGCUCUCCUGUACCACCCGCUGAUCAAAGUAGCAGAGUAUCUUCACCACUAUGUGACAGUGGUUUACAUUUAAAUGGGAAUUCUAGCAACACGGCUCCAUCCUCGCCUUCCUCACCCUCGGCUAAUGAGCCAAAGUAUGAGAAGCGCUGGCUGGAUGCAGUGUCCCUACCCUUGUUGAUGGCCCGAGUCUCUAAAUACAAAGCCGGAACGGAUAAAUUAAGGUCGAACAGCUUUGAAGUCUGCGCCUUAGAUGGAACGAGCAUCAAUAUUCUACAAUUUUGCACUGCAGCAGAAAGCACUGACUGGCUUCAAGCAAUAUCAACCAAUAUCAGUGAUUUGACACUGGAGAAUAUGAAAAUGAUUAACAGAUAUUGCUCUCCGGAUGAUCAGAUUGUCCACAUGGGUUGGGUGUGUGGAAACCCGCAUCCUGAUGAUGCUGCUCCAUCCAGUACCUUCAAGUUCCUGGCAUUGAGAGGCCCUUGGCUCUACAUCUUCAGGAGUCCUCCUGUUAGUGCAACUGACUGGGGACAAGCUGAAACCCUGUAUAUCCUUUAUGAGGUUCUGUUCAAGGUUCACAAGCUGUGGAUGGCAGAGGACUGUUGGAUCCAGGCCAAGUUCUACCUUGGCCUCCAGCAGGAUGAGGAGCUGCAGGACGGAGAGCCUUUCUGUUUCAGUAUCCUGGUCGGCCACGGCCAGAGUCACACCUUCAGUGUGGAGAUGACCUCUGACCUCUCCGUGUGGGAGAAGUCCUUCCAAAGAGCCGUCUUCAUGGAGGUGCAGAGAGUCGGGUCAAAGACCUACAUGUGCAGCAGCCAGAGUAAAGUACUGUGUUUGACCAUAGACUUUGGAUCUGGCUUCACUUGUUCUGAGAGCUCCUCGAAGAAGAUAUUAUGGAGAUACAAAUUCUCUCAACUGAAAGGCUCCUCUGAUGAUGGGAAAACAAGGGUGAAACUCCUCUUCAAGAACGCUGAAAACAAACAGAUAGAGAUGAAGGAGCUGGAGUUCUCCAAUCUGACGGCAGUCCUCCAUUGUAUUCAUUCGUUUAUUGCUUCCAAAGUGGCCUCUGUGGACCCCGUCUUUGUCAACAGUCAAAGCAUCUCUGGAAAGUACAUGAUUUAGACACCUCUUUGUGUCGUCGUGUACAGUUUAGUCACAUGAGCUAAUUGACUAUUUUAUGCACAUUCAAAUUAAAUUGAUGUAUAUCUUGUUCCUGUUAUUUUUGUAAGGCUCUUGUUAAAUAAUAAUAAGGACAAUAUUUUAAAAAACCAUAUUUGACUUUGGAAGUAGAGGAUAUUUAUACUUGCAUUAAUUGGUUGUUAUUGACAUUACAGUAUGAAUAUGCUUAAAAUUAUAGAUUUUUUUUUUCUUCCUACAUAUUCAUGGGUUGCAUGUUUUGUCACAAUAUUGUUUUGAGCGUUCGUUUUGAACUGAUGCCUGAACUGAGCAUUUUACUCAAAGCAUUGUCAAUGAGUGCUGAUGAAGAUUUCAUCAUAAGUGCAUUACAGUAGCUUGGAAAUUAAAAAGGAGGCAAAUAAUUAGUAGGAAAACCUUUUGUCAUCUUUUUGACGUCACCAGAUUGGCUUUAGAUGCAGUGUAACGUUAGCUAGCUAGCGUAGAUUGAGGGAAGGCCACCAGAUUGGCUUUAGAUGCAGUGUAACGUUAGCUAGCUAGCUAAGAUUGAGGGAAGGCCACCAGAUUUUUAGCUAGCUAACAUUACCAUUGCAAAAUUUUUUUUUUACAAACUGAUAGCUAACGACAACAUUGCCAUGUGUCUACAGUAAAUUUGACGACAUGUUAAUUCUGGCAAUGUUGUUUCCUACUAAAUAUUUGAUUACUUUAUCAGUCAUCAUAUUUCCAGGCACUAUCGUGUAAUUUAGACGAAACAGUUGUUAGCCUGGGCGUAUCACCGCUUUAGAGCACCACUAUGGCGGCGCCGAUAGUGGACGGCUUGAGAACGUUCAUGACGGCAUGACGCGACCCAGUGACGGAGGUACAACCUAUGAAUAAGCCUACAGUCACAAAGAGGGUUUCUAUGUUCUAGGUUCACUGCAAAGUUUUGAAUUCAUGUGUAGGUUUUUUUUUCUUCCAUAUUUGCAAAGUAAAAGCAGAACAGAUUAUACUGUACAAAUCAAUACACGUGAAAACAUUUUGGAAUUAGUAUUCUACUGGGCUAUACUCUCUGGUUGAUUUAACUUAUUCCGAGACUUCAGCAUGACUUCAGAGCAUGGCUGCUGCGUGAUUUUGGAAAAAGAGUGUCUAGAGAGUUUUGUGUUGAGGCGCACAAAUGCAGGGCUUGGUGGAGGCGUUCGUGACACCAGAGGGUGUUUUAGUUUAUGUAGACAGUCACUGCUAGUCACUGAUAUUCUCCCAUAACAAAGGGUUGUGCGGAAGGACACUGGGGAAGAGGAUGCAGGCUUAUUGUAGCAAAGCUAUCUUAGGAUACCUUAUCUGUCAGAUGACUAAAAUGCUAGUUUAUGAAAUGAAAUCAACAUGUAUGUUUUAAGUUUUGUAAUCUUUUACUUUAUGAAGCCAUGCAGUCUGACAGUCAUUAUUACAAACGCUUACCAUGAUACACAUCUGUGUGUAUUUUCACUCAGCCUCUUUUGUUUUAUUUUCUAUUACUAAAUAAAUCCCAAAUCAUUCUUUC